Molecule: messenger RNA, 1941 nt
Organism: Saccostrea echinata
Lineage: Eukaryota; Metazoa; Mollusca; Bivalvia; Ostreida; Ostreidae
Exons: 2
Coding region: 43-1713 (556 amino acids)
Molecular function (GO): protein binding
Source: RefSeq, a predicted model, not a curated record
UUUGUAGGGUUUGUGUAUAGCCUGUACAUAGAUAAAUCUAAAAUGAAGAAACACCACGGGCGAACUAAAUCUGCUACCAGAGACAGGUCUAGAGAACAUGUCAAAGAGACGGUACCUUGCAAAACGUAUAACCUCCGGAAACGGAAAUGUGAGAGUGGACAAUAUGAACAAGAUAAUAUUCCGACAAAAGUCCAAAACUCCAAAAGGAGACGGAUCCAGAAAGAGCCUAAUACUCCGACAAAAUUCCAAAACUCCAAACGGAGACGGAUCCAGUUAGAGCAUAAUACUCCGACAAAAGUCCAAAACUCCAAACGGAAACGGAUCCAGUUAGAGCAUAAUGAUCAAAGAACAGAUAGGAGAGUAAAGCCGUCAGCUAGAGGACGUAAACGUCACCCUACAGAUGUAGAUAAAUCAAACGAUAAGGCAAAACUCCAGGGUGUCAAAAUGAAAGAGUCAUUGAAAAGAAAAACCGUAAAGAAGUCAGAGGGAGGUACCCAUCUUGAUGUAGGAUUUCAAAAAAAGAAGGCUCAGAGAGUGCUUCGAUCUUCAAUUAAACACACCGAAGACAGAAAGGAAAAAGUAAACAAGCAUCCUAUUUCUAAAAUUUGCCUGCAAAUAAAGAAAAACAGGGACAAAGAAGACCUUCCAAGUAGGAAUCUGCUUGAAAAUUUGAGAAAACAAAGUAGGCAGAGGAGGACAACAAAUCCUCGAGUAAAAAGUCCGACCUUUAAUAAAAGUUCUCAUCAAGAGAAGAAAGAAAAUUUUCGAUUGAACAGUCCCUUGAAUUCUAAAGCUGAAAGCUAUAAAAAGUCAAAAGCAAAUAUGAUCAAACAAACUUUGCCCAGGAAUGAACGCACCAUAUUGGUUAAGGAAAUUCAAAAUACUGUAGCAUUGAAAGAGGAAACAUAUGCAAAAGAUUUUUCCAACUUGUUUUUAGCGAAAAUUACCAUUAAACACUAUCCCACAAUAGAACAAAAGGUGGCAUGCAUACAUGGAGUAUGUGUGUCUGAAAACAAUCUAGUGUGGGUGAACCAAUUGGGAGGCACAGUAUAUCUUCGAAAUACAACAGGCGAGGUCAUAAGAACUUUUGAAGUAGACUUUAGGCCUGUAUUCAAUUGUUGCACACCCUCUGGUGACGUUUUAAUAACACAGGGAUAUGGUGGUUCUAAACCUAUCAUUACCUCAAUAUCAAAAGAAGGAGAUGUAAAGGUUUUAGCAGAUCUUUCUUCCAUUGUUUCAAAUCUUUGUGGAAUUUUGUACCAAGAUGAAAAAAUAUUCGUUGUUGCACAUCAUGCAAAUGGCAAAAAAUACUUUAUUAUGAAACUUAACAAGAAUGGAGAAUUUGAAUGCGUAUACCACACACAGAAGGCAUCUGAUGAUAUAAAUCAGAUCAUAUCUCUAAAUGGUCAAAUAGUUGCCAUUCGCGCACAUUCUGACGGUUUAAUCCCUUUGGAAGCCGAUCAAAUUUCCUCAGCAAAGAUGAACAAAGUAAACAUAACUUUGUAUUCAGCGAGUGCAUCAGUGGACAAGUUUGGGAAUGUUAUCAUGGCAUCGAACGCAUCGCUCUUCAUCAUUAAUCCAAGUCUGGAGUUUAUGCAUGAGAUAGAUACUGGUAUUUCUGAAGAAAUCAUCUCAACAGCUGUUGAUCAACAAAAUCAGCUGUGGUUCGGUACCAGAUCUGGAGAGUUGUAUUCCACAAAAUACCUGAAAUGAUUGAGUGCACUAAUUUUUUUUAGAACGCACAUCUCUGACUGAUCUUUACAUUCCUUUUGAACUGUUUUCCUAUCUCUACAACAGAGUGGAUUUAGCUUAAAUAAUUUAUUACCUGAUAACUGUGUUACAUGUACAUACGCAACUCUUCCAGUUGAAACAAAAUAAGAUAUUUAGACUUAACUCGGCACUACAUGUAUUCAACUGACAUUUUAAGAGGAUUUCUUUUUG